UUUUUGUUUAUGUUUCAUUGUGUAUAUUGUGUUUCAUGUUUUUGCUCGCCGGCCACGAGUUUAGGUGUAACUUAAGUAUCAUUUUCCCUUUGAUUUUGUAAAAAAAAAUUGAAAAAACAGGCGCAAGUCUCUUCAGUUUUCAUUUUAUCUAAAAAAUUUGCUAUUUAUUCACAAUGAAUAUCGAAGAAGAGGUUCUACGAAUCAAGGAUAAGAUUUCUAAAAUGUCGAAUGUCGGUACAAUGUGCCGAGAUGAAGCAUUGGAUCUGCUUCGAACUUUAAGGACGAUGCCAGUAACGGUGGAAGUUUUGACGGAAACCAGAAUUGGUUUGGCAGUGAACACUUUUAGAAAAUCGAGCCUGGAUGAUGAAGUUAUAUGUUUAGCCAAGGAGGUCUUAAGGGAUUGGAAGAAGCUUAUACCAUCACAUGUAGCCAGAAAUAGUAUUUCAUCUGCUGGUAGUGAUGAGAAGAAAAAAGAAAGCAUUACAGACGAUGUGAUGGAAAACUCAUUGGCAGUUUCAGAUGUACCCCAAAUACCCAUUGUCACAACUGAUGUUGCAAGAAAAAAAUGUAGGGACUUACUAGAACAUGCUUUAUUUGUGUGUGGUAGUGUCCAGAAUACUGGCCUAGUUCCUAAAUUAUUGGCGGAGGAAUUGGAAGAUGUAAUUUACCGAUUACUUAAAAACAGUACUAGUUCUUGUAAAAAGUGCUUGCAGCGGAAAGAACGAAGAGAAUACAGUAAACGCAUGGCGGAGUUGAGAAAGCAAGAAGAAGAAAAUGCAGAAAACGCACAAAAUGUUGGACAACAGCCAAUUUUGGGAGACGUUCAGCCCGAGAUUCAUCAACCUAGUGCAAAUGUGAUGAAUCUCUUGCAACGUCUCAAGCAGUUGAAUCUCUCCUACAAAGAUACAGAAGACAAAGAAAGUUCAUAAAACUUAGCCACAGGAUUCAUUCCUGAAAAAAGACUGAAUAUAGUUGUAAGGCGUAUUUUUCAAUUUAAAUAAGAUAUUGGGAUUGUUUCGAGAUAAUGAGGAUUUUUACUAACGAAAAUUUCAAUUUUCUUUAUUUUUUUUUCUGUAAUUUACUGUAUGAAUUUUUUUUAUGAUUAGCGUGAAUCAAACGGAAGCCUCCACCCAAAUACCGAUCUACAAGCCCCCCAAAAAUCUACCCCCCCCCCACCUGAAACCUAUCGGUCGUAAAUGCACCCCGGCCGGGACCUUUCCGAAUUCGAAGGUAUUCUUUAACUGUUUCACCCCUCCCCCCACCUAAAACUAUUGACAAGUGCUAUUAAAAUGCAGAGUUAAUAGAUAGGUUUAUUGAUAUGUAUUUUCUUUAGGGACCUUGCUUUUUUUUGGUUUUCAGGCGCAUAAUCAUGAUGGUGUAUAGCAGUCGGAAAUUAUUGAAAAACAAAAAUUUAGAAUAAGCCCUGUUUUUUUUAAUAGAUAUUUUUAUCAUAGUGUUAUAAUUGUCAGCUACGCUUUCUUCCUGUGUUUUUGUUUUAUAAUUUCUUUCAAAUAACAAUAAAUUGAAUUAUGAG
Messenger RNA from Belonocnema kinseyi, 1534 nucleotides. RefSeq names its product transcription elongation factor S-II-like. NCBI's taxonomy places the organism in Eukaryota, Metazoa, Arthropoda, Insecta, Hymenoptera, Cynipidae. The transcript is spliced from 3 exons. The record is from RefSeq and is a predicted model, not a curated record. Gene Ontology annotation, cellular component: nucleus. Bases 174 to 929 code for a protein of 251 amino acids.